AUGCUAUCUUCAAAACUCAACCCAUCAUUCAUCAUCGGAAUCUUCCUCGUUUAUGGCCUCAGCCACGGCUUCUCGGUCUCCUUUUUCAAAAUUGUCACUGACUACUACUGGAAAGAUGUCCAAAAAGUACAACCCUCGAAGGUACAAGUCUUCAUAGGAUUGUACCAUAUUCCAUGGGUCAUGAAGCCCAUAUGGGGUCUCAUGACCGAUGUCUUUUCGGUGAUGGGGUACAAGAGACGACCAUACUUCACUGUGGCGGUAGUGGUGGGGGUGGUGGCAGCAACCAUGGUGGCACAAGCUGGUGCGAGGGUGGGAGUAGGUGCGGCGUUGUGGUGUUUGAUAGCGAUUGCAGCGGGAAUGGCGAUGACGGAUGUGACCAUAGAUGCUUGCAUAGCGAGAAAUAGUAUAGAGAUAAAGGCAUUAGCUUCGGAUAUGCAGAGCCUCUGUGGGGUGUGCUCGUCGGUCGGUGCCCUCAUUGGUUACUCCACCAGUGGCUUCUUUGUUCAUCAUCUUGAGCAUCUGGACCUCAUGUUAGCAACAAGCCCUAACUGUCACUCCCUCUCUGAUUUCAUCUUCUCCAUCGAUCACCCCCUUGUGAUUUCAUCUUCUCCAUCGACAAUGGUGAUGUGCGUCUGCAGAAAGUGGGCGAUAGUUCGGACAUCGUGGACAGAUAACAACCCAGGGCGCCGAUUUUGGGGAUGUCCUGACCCGAAUUCAUCAUGUGGGUUUAUUGGGUGGUAUGAUGAACCCAUGUGUGCUCGUUCCAAAGUUAUAAUACCAGGGCUGCUUAGGACAAUCAAUAAGCUACGAAAAGCAAUGGAUGAUACAAAAGAACAAGCAAGCAAGCAUGAAAAAGCAAUGGAGAAGAUCAAAGAACAAGCAACUAUGUUGAAGUAUUACCUAGUCUAUAGUUGGAUUUCUUUUUGUUGUUGUGUUGGUGUUCUUGUUGUAAGUCCACAGGUUGAUUGUGGUUAUCUUUUGUAAUAGGAUAGGGGUAUAUGUGUCUGGUUUAAGUUUUUUUUUUUGCUAAUGUGGAACAUUGUAAUGCAAAGUAAUGG
Molecule: messenger RNA, 1058 nt
Organism: Lactuca saligna
Lineage: Eukaryota; Viridiplantae; Streptophyta; Magnoliopsida; Asterales; Asteraceae
Source: the annotation of a GenBank genome assembly